This is a messenger RNA of Auanema sp. JU1783, 1926 nucleotides long. NCBI's taxonomy places the organism in Eukaryota, Metazoa, Nematoda, Chromadorea, Rhabditida, Rhabditidae. The record is from the annotation of a GenBank genome assembly.
AUGUCUGUUGAUGUUUGUGACGAUGGGCCACGUCUUCGAAAGCUUAACUUCCUUGAGUGCGAGGAAAAAUCUAAGAAAACCUCAGAGUUCACAUUAGGUAAUGAGUUGGAUGAUGAUAUAAGGCAAAAAUUCUCAGAAAGAAAACCAUCACAUGUCUCAAUAUCAGAAAAAUGUACUGUGUUCUGCGAUGAAACUGCGCAGACUACUCCCGGUCCUGCAACACCUACUCUCGCUGAUCCUCCCAGCAUUCAAGUGACAGAAUACGAAAGCUUCACUUCUUACUGUUGGGCAGAAUUGACAAGAGGCUAUUCCCUCCAUAAUGAUCAGAGCCGUUACACAGAGAAAAGAAGAAAAGUUUACAAAUUCCUCAAGAUACCAAUAGAAGCCGAACGUUUCCUUUUCUAUGGGCAGCUACAGUGUAUUGAUGCAUUCUGUUAUCUUUUUACUUUUUUACCAAUACGCUUCUUCAUGUCCGUAACGGGGUUCUUUCUCCAACUCAAACAAUGGACCUGUGCUGAAACAUGCGAAGUUAUCAAAGUUGGAAUAAUGGUGUUUGCUUCGCUUUUAAUGCAACAUAUCGAUACUUCGGUGGUUUACCAUGAAGUAAGGAGCCAAGGAGUCAUAAAGCUGUAUAUCUUCUAUAAUAUGCUUGAAGUAGCAGAUAAACUGUUCAGUAGUUUAGGACAGGACAUCCUAGAUGCUUUGUUUUGGACCGCAAAUGAACCUUUCACUUUCCGCAACAGUAUUCGUUUGCUAUUUCAUUUCAUGUUUGCCGUGGCUUAUGCUACAGCUCAUACUUUCUUGGUUUUACUUCAAGCAACGACUCUUAAUGUAGCAUUCAACUCACAUAAUCAAGCUUUGCUGGCCAUUAUGAUGUCGAAUAAUUUUGUUGAACUGAAAGGCUCUGUUUUCAAGAAGUUUGCCAAAGCAAAUCUGUUUCAAAUAGCUUGCAGUGAUGUACGGGAAAGAUUUCAUAUAAUGGCUCUCUUAUUCGUAGUUGUCAUAAGGAAUAUGGUUGCUGUUAACUGGAGUAGUGAACACUUAUGGGAAAUGCUACCUGACAUGUUCAUGGUGAUUGGAGCUGAGUUGAUUGUAGACUGGCUGAAACAUGCCUUCAUAACUAAAUUCAAUGAGAUUAAUGCCGAAGUUUAUCGAGACUUCACGAUAACUAUUGCUUAUGAUGUGGUUCGAAGUAAGGAUCCCACUGCGUUCAGUGAUUACUCUGACCAGGUGUCAAGACGUAUGGGUUUUAUUCCUAUCCCUCUAUCUGUGAUGCUUAUAAGGGUUUUCGGGCAAACCUUCUCUUUCAAUAGUAUUUCUAGCAUUGUUAUCUGCGUUAUUGCCUGGUUGUUACUUUUAUCAAUCAAAAUCUGCAGUGGAAUUGUUCUGCUUGGGCAAGCUUGCCAGCAUGUUACAACGUAUAAGGAACUUCAAAAACGGUCAGAAUUUGAACUAUACCGGAAGCGGAUUAUCGAUAAGAAGAGUAAGAGUGCUCCUAGUUCUCCAAGAAUGAGUCUGAUUGAUUUCACUGAUGUUCUUCACCAACCAUCGGGAGUGAAAGGAUUUACAGUAUCUGAUUUGAUGAAUCAAUUAGAAGACCUCCAACUGAUUCAGAAUUCGGAGAGAAGAAGUAGCGAACGCGAGAGGGAUGAAAGAACACCUCGUCGUACUCAUAGUAUGGCCAAUCUUACUAGAGCACGAAGAGAUAAGAGUGAGCCGCCAGCUACUAUUCCAGAAAACGACGAAAGACUCAAAGAAGAAGAGACGACUUCAGAGAAGAGCAGAGUCGAUAAAGAUGAAACAAUAACUCAAGGAAGUCCGAAGAAAAAAGUCGUUCCCAUCGUUCAGACCGACUGUGUUGAUCUGGCAGAUAUCACCGCUUACACCAUGUUGUCUCCAGAACAAGGUGUAGAGAGAAUCGAAUAG